UGGGAAGAACGUUAUUUGACUGACACCAUAUUGCAGUUAAUCUUUUUCUGCAACGAGGCCAGCAUAAAACCAGGUCACCACCAUAUUCCUUCAUUUUCUUUCGGAAACAAAUUGAAAAAAUUGAAUCGGUAAAUCAAACUUGACGUUACACCAUCGCAUUUACUGGCGUCACCUAUGAUUAUUUAGUUACAUUGAGAUGUUAGAUUUCCUCAACCUGAAGAAAAGUGAAUACUUGUGUGAAUUAUGUCGUGGAAGUAUAAAAGGCGAAAACUGCACACCAAAAUCAUGUUCUCAUAUGUUUCAUAUAAAUUGCUUAGAGGAUUGGGCUAGCGAUUUUGACUGUUCUUCGGGAUUCGCCUGUCCUGUCUCUGAAUGUUCCUUAUCCUUCAGUGAAAUAGUAAUCCGCAAGACACCUGGCGCCGUGAAUUUUACGGUAACGUCCUUUAAAGAGAACCACCAAUGCCCGAUAUGUUGCGAGAGGAUUCGAAAGCCUGUUGCUACUCCGGAAUCAUGCAAUCAUGCCUUUUGCUACAUAUGUCUAAAAGAGUGGUCACGUGUACGGCAUGAAUGUCCUUUAGACCGUGGCGUUUAUGAACUUAUUUUAUUGUCUGACUGGGUUGGGGGCCCCAUAAUAAAGCGGGUUAAUGCUCCACCUGUUAAACAGCAGCCUUCAGAAACACCACCAUUGGAAUUGGACGUUAACUGUGAGGUAUGUCAUCGUCCAGAUGAUGAGGCACAUUUGCUUUUAUGUGAUCACUGUGAUAGAGGGUAUCAUACUUACUGUCUCCCAACCCCUCUCUCAUCCAUCCCAGAUGGCGACUGGUUUUGUCCAGAAUGUCUUCGUCAGGGGAUUGUUCCGCCUGAAAUAAUUACUACCGAUGUCCCGCCAACAACAACUACAAGUAGACGUGUUCGAAGAAGUAUUCGGAGAAGGUUAAUUGAUUCUGAGGCAGAGGAGAGUGAACACGAUGAAUUAAACACUUCCUUAGAUUCUAGUUCAGAAAGCCUUCAUUUACCACGUGAGCUUAGUUUUGCUGCUCAGAGGAGGCUUGAAGAGCAGGCUACUAGACGUCACCGUGGACGUCGAUUAUUGCAGGAUUUAAUCGCUGAUCUAAGUGAACGAAUAACAUCAGAGGCCUCUGUUCGAGCGCGACGCCGUCGCAGUCAACGACAACGUGUUCAAAAUCAGCUUGCAUCAGAAUCUACUAGUUUAAGUCCAUCUGGUCCAGCGCACGGUCAGACGACAAUUUGUUUCGAAAUAUCAUCUUCGACAAGUCAGCCUGUCAGUAUCCGGUUGGGCCGUCCUCCAAGUUAUUCGAACUCUCACCACAGAAGCCAGAUUCAUAAUAUUAUUCGGUCAGAAUGUAAUGGACAAGUAUCAGACAAUAAUCAGUUGGAGCCAUCCCGUAAAAGACUGCGUAUACUAUCCAGCAGUGAUUCGGAUUCAGAUGAUCAGAAUGGAAUUAUACUUCGUAACACAAAACUUACUGGUCACCGUUCUCGAUUACUACGAUCUCCUAGUGAAUCAGAAGUGGAAGAGUUUCCUGUUUUAGCGGGCCCGUCAUCCUCGCACGAUUCCAAUGAAGUUCAGGAAAGUAAUACCGUCAUCCAAACGAGUACUACCAGUCUUAAUGGGGAUGUAUGCAGAAGUAGAACUUCAGAGUCUUCUCAUAUGGAUUUCAUUCAAGAUUCCACAUUUGAAGUUACUCAUAGUAAAUCUGAUUCAGAAAAUUCUAAUUUCGAUGAAACUUUUGUUCCUGCUGUAAAAGACCCACCGAAGAAAAGUAAAACAACGAGAAAAACCAAAAGACGCUUAUCUAAGAAAACGAAAGGCAAACGUGUCAAGAAAAAGUCACUCAAAUCCAAAACAUUUAAGCGUUCGAGAAACAAAACAAUGCGUAAAAAAAUACGGAAAAUCUCCUCUUCCCUAUCGUCUGUUAGCCCGAAACCAUCAACUUCUUCCCAACUUCGAGUUCGAAACGGCUUGAUAGGAUCUAGUCUACCUAAGUUAUCAAUUUUGGGUAAAGAAUCACAAUGCGAUUUUAGACUUUUGGUCGAUGAAGAUGACGAUAAAGCAUCAAUCGUACCUUCUCUACCUAUCAUAACUACUAGUUCCGUUUCAAACAAUUCUAUUUCUCAACCGAAUCCUCGAUCAUCAACUUAUCUCAGUGACAUAGAAGCUGGACAGGCAUCAUUGUUUCGCUUUUCUACUCGUCAUAUGCAAGUAAAUCCGGAUCAUUCUAUGUCGCCUAUUCCUGUAGCCAAGGCCCCAUCACUUUCCACAAAUAAUGUCAAUACAGCGAACUCUGUAAAAACUAAAUUCCCUUCUCUGUCUACAGUUAACUCCAUCUCUUGUCCUUCUACAUCAGAUAGCGUAUCUUCUGUCUCCAAGCCUCUCAUAUCCUCAAAUUCAACUACAAACUCUCAGGUAAAACAUUCUAACAAUACGCCUGCAAAAUGUUCUGUUAUCAAUGAUCCUAUCCCAUCAACAUCUCACAGCUGCCCAAGUGAAGUUAAUCCUUCACAUUGUAAUUGGAGCUCUGAAUCUUUGCAAAGAGUAAAGUCUACCUUGAAACAUCAUUUAAAGGCAUAUGUCUCUUCUCACAGAAUAGACAAAGAAACAUGUCGUAAUAUUUUUCAACGUUCCUUGAGUAAGAUUAUCAACAAACCAUCUCAUAAGGUUACUGAUGAACGUAUUGCAAAGUUGGUUGAUGAUUAUGUUCAGUAUUGUUUGAGGCAUAAAACAUGAUUGUUAGUGCUUUUCUAAUGCAUUUUCACUGUAAAUCCCACCUAUUGUUUACUUAUUAGAUUUUUUUUGUCUUUUCAUGUUUGAAUGUAACAAAUGUUAUGAAAGUUAUUAAAUUUUUCUUUAUGAAGUUGUAAUUUUUGUUGGUAUUAAUGAUAUGCCUGGUUUACAUUACUUAUAGAAAAUAAUAUCUAUAGCAUAGUCACACCUAACAACUUGUAUACAACCUGCAACGCAGCACUCAUUAUUUUUUUGAUGAAUAGUACCAGUAGUUAUUUUGUUUCGGUUAAAUGUAAUAUAUUGUUCUGCAAUUCGUCAGCUCCUAUUAUGUUUCCCAUUUUCUAACAGAUAUAUUCAAAAGUUAAUAUACAGGAAGAUACAAGAAUGUAAUAUCUAUGAAGUAUGUACUCUAAAGGACAGAAAUUAAAAAUAGUUGGUAAUUUUAAGAUACUCGUUUCAUUUCCAUAUUAGUUUGACUAGCUUUUUUUCUAAUAUUAUUUGGAUAAGUGGCUGUUUUAAUCUUCCGUCUAUAUUUACUUAGUCAGUCAAACAAUUAUAGUCACUUUUAAUAUAUUUAUUUAUACAUAUAGAUAUCGGCCUCUGAAACAAAUUGUCACUUCAAUUACCUUAUUCACUCUAAGAAUGUUAUUCACCCGAUUAAUUAACCAAAUCCCUAAAAUCGUUAACAAAAUCUUAGUUUAAAACAAACAUUGCGAAACAAGUUUAUGUGGUUGAAUUAUUUAUAAUAAGUCCAAUUUCGUUAAGUUGAAGUCAUUCUGCAGGAAGAACAGAUUGUCAAUCAAUUUUAAUG
This is a messenger RNA of Schistosoma spindalis, 3557 nucleotides long. NCBI's taxonomy places the organism in Eukaryota, Metazoa, Platyhelminthes, Trematoda, Strigeidida, Schistosomatidae. The record is from the annotation of a GenBank genome assembly.